UGGAAUGCCCGAUGCCGUUUUCGUCGCGGCAGGUUCUUCUCCUCGUUGGCACCUCUCUCCGCUCCGAGUUCAGUCGCCCUCGCGCCCCUCCUUCUUAAUCGCAAGAUCUGGUGACGAUUGAUUUCCCUAGUUUGGAAUCUAAUGCGAUCACAAUGAGCGAGGUAUUCGAUGGUUACGAGCUCCAGUACAUGUGAAUGGCCAUAGCUCUCAGUGUUUAAGUAGAACUGCGAACGAGGAGGAGACAAUGGUGAAGAGAAGUAGGAGGGUAUUUAUAAUGGGUUAAUUAGAAGUCGGGUUGGACUGUCACGAGACUCGGCAUUAACUCAUACGGUUUGUUGAAGAGAACGGGCCGACGAUUUCGGUUGAGCCCAACCGAUAGCUGCGUACAACAUAGUUUGGAAUCUAAUGCGAUCACAAUGAGCGAGGUAUUCGAUGGUUACGAGCGCCAGUACAGUGAGAUCUCCGCAUCUCUCUCACGGAAAUGUACAUCAGCUGCACUUCUCGAUGGAGAUUCGAAAAAUGAAUCUCGAAGCCAGAAGCUUGGAGCUGAGCUAAAGGCCAGAUUGCUGGCAAAGUUCAGGGAAUACAAGCCGGACAUUCACAACUUGAAGAGUGAAUUUAAAAGAAUUACCAUCCCUAAUCCCAGCCAAGCUGCAAGAGAAGAGCUGCUGAAGCCAGGGAUGGCUGAUACAUUGGCGUUACAUGGAGGUGAUGACAACAUUAGUAAGAGCAAACGGAUCCUGAUAGCCAUUUCGAGUAGGAUGGACAGUAACAAGUGGAUAAUCGGUGGGAUUAUCGUAGCUCUGGUUCUGGCAAUUUUUUUGAUCCUGUAUUUUAAGCUCGGCCAUUGAAGUGUAUCGUACGGACCUGCUCAACUUCUGGUCAACGUCUUUGUGAAAUAAUGAAGUUUACCGGAUCUCUCUCAUUCUGCAAUAUAAUCAAUUCCAUUACUCCUACCAUUUCAUUUACCUUGCUGCCUGCUGCAUCCAAUCGGCAAUGUUCAAGUACUUUGUACUAUGCAUCAUUGAGCAAGGAGAGCUGUAUACGGACGAGGGUAAACACUGUUUUUGAUCGAGUAAUUUGUAUUAUUACACUGGCCAUGUAUUAUAAUACACAGUAAUGUCUGUCUUUGUUUUUUUUAUUAUUUUAUUGUGAUACUCAAGCAUAUGCAUGAUCUGAUUCAAGCAAACAGGUUUUGGGUCAA
Musa acuminata subsp. malaccensis (wild Malaysian banana) is the source of this 1204-nucleotide messenger RNA. Lineage: Eukaryota; Viridiplantae; Streptophyta; Magnoliopsida; Zingiberales; Musaceae. The record is from RefSeq and is a predicted model, not a curated record.